CUCUCGAGAGAAACUAGAAAGGCCCAUAUGGCGGGGGCAGGUCGUCGUCGCCCCUCCCACGGAUCACCUCCACCCGCGACGCCAUUUCCGCCACUACAUGAUCACUAGGGUUUCGCACCCCCCCUAAGCCCUCCUCCCUCGCGCUUUACCGAUGCGCUGGUGGAAGCGCUCCGUCUCCCCCUCCCACUCCGCCUCCGCAUCCACGCCCGCGUCCCCCGCGCGCGCCUCCACCUCCCGCAUCAUCGGCGUUGGCGGCGGCGCCAGCACCCGUCGCGAUGGAGGCGGGGGGAGCGAACUGCAGCCUCGGCUGGUCAGGGCGCGGCCGAUGCGCUACGUCGUCGGCGACCUCGAGGUCGGUGUCUCCGCGCUCGGGCUGGACGCUCCGGCGGGGAGGGGAGCUUCGGCGAGGUUUGGGCUCGCGACCGCGAGCUCGACGCCGAUCUCGAGGUCGCCGAGUAACAUGGAGGUGGCGCCGACGAGAUCGUCAUCUACGCCCGUGCUGCUGCCGCACCCGCUGCCGCUGCCCGGUGAGGGGGACUCGUCGUAUCGCAGGCCUGGGAGGCCGCUUCCGUCGCCGAGGCUGGUCGACGGGGACUGGAACGUGUCGGAGGCAGAGCCACCGGGGGUUUCAGAGACUGGGAGUGAAAGGAUGCCGCCUUUGCUCUCGCCGAGAGUGAUAGCCCAAACUGUACAAAAGACUCAUGAGCACAGUGACUUAUGGUUAAAUGGGACUAUCUGCGGUCAACGGAGAAAGGUUUUUAAGAAGUUCCAGGAUAAGAGCUCUGCUGAAACUUUGAACUUCAGAUUGAACAUUCCUGCUAAAAGUGCUCCUAGCAGUCCUGUACAAAGUCCUCGAAGAUUGAGUAAUGUGGACUUCUCAUCUACUGCAAUCUCCGCACGGUCAGUCUGGUCUUCUGAUCUCUUGGGAUCUUCACCUCCUUGUGCCUCACCUGAAAAUUUUGGGGGUGGUCAGGAGCGUUCUCCUUGCUCUAGUCCACCGAGAAGUCCGAUUCUAAGACCAAGAAACCCAAGUGCACCUCCAUCACCGAUGCAUCCAAAGUUGUUCCCGGAGAACCACGUUUCUCGUCCUGAAGGCAAUGGGAGUUCCAAUUUUCACCCGUUACCUCUCCCUCCUGCUUCUGUAAGCCCAAAGCAAAGAAAUGUUAGCCACCAGUUAGUUCCAAAAGUUGAGGUGCCGCCAGUGGCUGGUCAAUGGCAAAAAGGAAAACUCCUUGGUAGUGGCACAUUUGGAUGCGUAUAUGAGGCCACCAAUAGGCACACUGGAGCUCUUUGUGCCAUGAAAGAGGUCAAUAUCAUUCCAGAUGAUGCUAAAUCAGCUGAGUCUCUGAAGCAAUUGGAACAGGAAAUAAAAUUUCUUAGUCAAUUUAAGCAUGAAAACAUAGUGCAGUAUUACGGCAGUGAAACUAUUGAAGAUAGAUUCUACAUAUACCUGGAAUACGUUCAUCCUGGUUCAAUUCAUAAGUAUGUUCAUCAGCAUUGUGGAUCACUGACAGAAUCAGUCAUCCGUAACUUCACACGCCAUAUUCUCAAGGGUCUUGCUUUCUUACAUAGCCAAAAGAUUAUGCAUAGGGAUAUCAAAGGGGCAAAUUUGUUAGUUGAUAUCAAUGGUAUAGUCAAAUUGGCAGACUUUGGAAUGGCUAAGCAUUUGAGUACUGCAGCUCCCAAUCUUUCAUUGAAGGGAACACCAUACUGGAUGGCUCCGGAGGUUGUUCGGGCCACACUUGAUAAAAGUGUAGGUUAUGAUCUUGCUGUUGAUAUUUGGAGCCUUGGUUGCACAAUCAUCGAGAUGUUUACAGGAAAGCCUCCUUGGAGUGGUCUUGAAGGGCCUGCUGCAAUGUUUAAGGUGUUGCGAACAGACCCGCCGGUUCCGGAUAAUCUGUCCCCUGAAGGUAUGGAUUUUCUGAGAUGCUGCUUCAAGAGAAACCCUGCUGAGAGACCAACAGCAAGCAAGUUGCUUGAACACCCAUUCAUCCAAAAUUCGAAUCACUACAACAAGCAUUCUUUUGCAGGAAUCAAACCCCCUGAUAAUGGGCACAACAGUGCAAGAGAUAAAAUGCCCUGGAAGAGUGAUUCAUGUAGGAGAGGAAAACACGCAAAUGGUGAUACAAGCAGUGCUAGAUCUUCUGGAUCAUUGGCUUAUCGUUUGACACCCCUACCCAACUUGGGAACUCAUAGCUUGUCCCCUCCCCCGUUGAAUUUGGCCUCCAGUUCUGGCUCUGCAGCCCAUACACCGAACAGUAUGCAUUUUCCAAUCGCGUACCCUCAGCCUAGUCCUUUGCCAAAGCCUAACGGGAAGGAAGCAAUAAAUUUGUUUUCACAUUGAAGCACAGCAUGCAGCCUACGUGUGCAGACACAACAUCUGGGCCAAAAGCUACAUAUAAACAGUCCUGAGGCGAUUUGUCAGGCAGUUGGAUGCUUUGCCAGUCCCUAACCUCUGACCCUUGUACUGCCAGUGAUAAUUGACAAUUUUCUGGGUCUUGUAAAGUAUUUUCCAUGUAAAGGACACCACCACGGUAUGGUCACAGGGAAAUGCUGCUGAAUGAGGGAGCUCUGUGGAGUCUGUAAUGUUUGUUUUCUGGGGGAUAUGAUUGCAUUUACCAUGUAACAUAUUUAUUAGGGUUUAGCUGUAGGUAAAUCUAAUGGUCCUGAUUGUGCCGACACAUCAGACAUUAGGGGGGGUUCUUGUAGCAUGUGUUGUCGUUGAUGUUGUGUAAUGAUCAUGAUCAUAUUUGAUAUAACCAUUGUCGAUGAUUUUUUGGGGCCAAGUAAUAAUACAUGCCAAUUGGCAAAAGGAAA
Molecule: messenger RNA, 2817 nt
Organism: Phragmites australis (common reed)
Lineage: Eukaryota; Viridiplantae; Streptophyta; Magnoliopsida; Poales; Poaceae
Product: mitogen-activated protein kinase kinase kinase 5-like
Exons: 11
Coding region: 152-2344 (730 amino acids)
Biological process (GO): protein phosphorylation
Molecular function (GO): protein kinase activity; ATP binding
Source: RefSeq, a predicted model, not a curated record